AUGUACCGGCCGCGCACGCCGAGUCCCGUCCACCAACCUGUCGACUACGACGGCCCGCUGCGCACGGCCGAGGAGGACGUCCGGCAAUGGCGCCAGUACAUCGGGCGCCUGCAGGGCAAGCUCGUCCCGGAUGACGCCGGCAAGUCCCGCAUCUCGUCGCGCUCUUCUUUCGCCUCUCCGGCGCAAGCCGUCGCGGCGAUCCAGGCCCAAGACGACUGGAUGCGCCUGAAAGAGCGUACGAUCGUCGAGCGCCAGCACGACGUAGAAGGACUCCUUGAGAAGGCCAAGCGCGACCGCGACGACGCCGCUCGUCGAAUCUCGACUCGCCAAGAUGAGCUGCGCGAAGCCGAGAAGAACGCCACUCGAGUGUUCAAGCGCGAUGCGUUCGCCAGCAUCUUGGGCUCUAGCACGCAGAAGCGCCACGAGAAGCACAAACGACGUUUCUUCCUCGUGCGACAGGAGAUCGGCAACGUCAUGGGCGAGUGGCAGUACCAGGACGACCUCGUCGCUGGCCUCGAGCACCUCUUGAGCACGCUUCGCAUCGUGAUGCUUAGCGACCAGGAGCACGUCUACGAUGCGCCGCCGCCGACUUACGACGCGCACCUCGACCGACCGCCGUCCCGACACCGAGAAGAGCCUGUCCCGCACAGCGUCCCUCGUCGCACUGCCCUUGAACGACCCGACACGACCUACAGCAUCGCCGGGAUCGACAUUAGCGACUUCUACGACCCCCAGGGCGAUGGCCUCGGCCACCACGCCGUCCCGUCACACUACCCGUCGAGCGCCGCACCGGGACAAGUCCAUCACGCGCCGCAGCACCGCCAGUCGACUCACGCUACGUCCUACGACCCGGAACUGGAGCAUCGACCCACGGUGACGAGUUCUGGGCGGAAUUCUCGUCACUCGUGGGUCCCCUCAAGCCCUAUCAGCUCAGCCCACCUCCUCUCGCCCGUCGAGCGCAAUGCGUCCUCCUACAUGCAGUCAGCUUGGAACUGGGACCAUGUCGACGACGAGCCGAGGCAGCCUGAACCUGCCGCCUCUCCCCACCACCCCGGCCCGCGCUUGCGCCCAAUCCGCUCGACCUCGCCGCACGCCGCGCAGCACCACCACGACCAGCAUCCGCGUCACGUGGACCCUGGGCACCGCUCUGCCCAUACGCGCAGGCCAGCUCCCGGCGACCUGCGCGUCGACACGACCGUCGGCGGCGGUCGCCCUCUCACGCCGCCCUGGGAGAGCCACGCGUGGCUCCACGCGAGCAACGAGGCGCACGACUUCGCCCCGAUGCCCCAGAUCGACGCCAUCAACCCGGGCGCCUUCAGUCCCGACACGGCCUACACGGCACGCGGUCGGCGAUAA
Molecule: messenger RNA, 1356 nt
Organism: Rhodotorula graminis WP1
Lineage: Eukaryota; Fungi; Basidiomycota; Microbotryomycetes; Sporidiobolales; Sporidiobolaceae
Exons: 11
Coding region: 1-1356 (451 amino acids)
Source: RefSeq, a predicted model, not a curated record